Molecule: messenger RNA, 4321 nt
Organism: Drosophila guanche
Lineage: Eukaryota; Metazoa; Arthropoda; Insecta; Diptera; Drosophilidae
Exons: 9
Coding region: 1301-3301 (666 amino acids)
Source: RefSeq, a predicted model, not a curated record
AACUCGAGCUUUGCGGAUGUGCGCGCGCGUGUCGAUAAGAAAAUUGAAGAAACUCGAAAAUACGUAAAAUGCACGCUUGUCGUGGUGUUCUGUGCUUGGCAAGUGAUGCCCCGCUUCAUUGCUUAACAAUUUAACUGCCAGUGUCAGUGCAACGAAAUAAAGAAAAGCCAUAGAAAAAAUGUAUACAAAUAAAAUACAACUACAAAAUUAAACAACUUGUGGCUUGUUUUGUGCAGUUGAGUGGUGUACGAGCGUAUGUGCCACAGAGGCAGAUAGUUUUGCGCUUUUUUGUGCGUGUUGACAGCUGCAAAAAAGUAAAACAAAGUGCAGCAGCAUUCGAAACGUGGCCACAAGCGGCAGAGGCAAAGGCAGAGGCAGAGGCAGACAAGCAGCACAGCAAAUAAACAAAACAAGCGACUAAAACACACACACACACACACACACACACACAAACACCUGCUGCCGUUUGCCGGUUGUACGCCAGAAGCGACGAUAAAUAACGAAGAAGAAAAGUGCAAGAGGAUAGAGGAUAGGGGAGAGAUUUCUAUUGUGAUUUUGCUGGAGAAAAAAAGAACAAAAGAGAAAAGAGAGGAUCGAGAGAUUGCUAGACGAACCCAGACCGCCAGAGACAGACUCCGCUCCUCGCCCUCGCACAGUUCCCACACAAAAGAUUGUCAACGGAGGAGUGGCAGUGGAAGUGAAAUGAGAAGUGAAUGAGAAGAAAAGAGAAGAAGAGAAAAGCUAGUGUGAAAAGUGGAAACCAAAGUGCAUGCACAUGUGUGUGUGAGGCUGUGUGUCUCUCUGUUUGUGCAUUGGGAAAUGCUCGUUCGCGAUCCGCAGCUGAGGAUUAUUGAUUUCUUGGAAUUAUAGAUUGCACAAUCCGAAAAAAAACAUCAAUCGGGGAGAUACAUCCCCCUCUCUCUCUCUCUCUCUCUCUCUCUCCCGGCCCCUCGAAAACUACUUUGGCUAAUUGAUUUCGUUAUUUCCUCGGGUGUUUUGUGAUUGUUUGUUUGAAUGUUUGCUUCUGCGCCUCUACCACUGCAAUGAGGCGUUCGAAAGCUGCCAAUGACAACAACAAAAACAACGCGACAAAUGAACAACAGAAAAAACAGCAGAAAGUGCGCGUUUUUUUGCUAUUUUUUUAAUUAAUUUUAAGUGUUUGCCGUAUUUUGUUGCCCUUCUCGACGGACGGUAGGAGCGGGCGAACGACUGCUACGGAAAUCGGCAAUUUAAUUUACAAUACAACAUUAGUACCGACAUAAAAGUGGAUAAGGGCGCCGCGCGCAGGAGGACCCGAAAAAUGUUUGCCGGAAUACGAAAACGUCUGGCACGCAAGCAGAACGAAAAGGACUGCGAUGAGGAUGACAAGGACGAUGUGCACGACAUAAUGCCGCCGCCACCCAAUUUCAUACAAAUCUCGCAGGGCAGAAUCCAAUUGGUGCAUCAGCCGCGUACGCCCUCCGACCCCUCCGACACGGGCACGCUCUCCCUGGAGCGCAUGAAUGGCGGCGGUAGCCUCGGCUCUGGCGGCUGUGAUAAGGAUUUGUUGGAGAAGCGGAUGAUUGAAGUGGAAGGCGCUCUGCUGCGUUUGCAGGAGGAGUUCCAUAAAAGCCAAUGCGGGUCGCCAACGUUCGAGAAGGAAUUGCGCGAGCAAAUUGAGAACAUGAAUCGCAUUAUGAAAUCCAAAGAGCGCAAACAAAUGCAGACAUGUCGGGAUCACAAGGCACUGCAGACGCGCUUCGCCCGCCAGGAGAGUUUGCUGCACUCCAUGCAGCAGGAGAACCGAUCCCUGCUCACACGCAUCCGGCAGUAUGAGCACUGUCUGGACGACGUGAUGCGCAAGGUGGUGGACGCCAUUGUGGCCGAGGACAAUCUGCGCGAGGAGGUGAGCAUGCUGAAGAGCCGUGUGCGGGAUCUGGAGGCGCAGAACGCUGCGCUGUCCGCCAGUCCGGUGAAGGGUCGGGACGAGGGCUACUGCACGAUGAGCAGUGGCCAGCCGCAGCCGUCGAACGGCCACCUGGAGGACCUGCCAGAGGAGCCCGAGCAGUGGCUGCUGCCGGCAGAGCCCUGCUCGACGGAAAUGGAGGACUGGAGCAUGUCGCAGGAAGAGCUGGCUGUGAUGACAUUCGACGACGAGCGAGAGCACCACCAGCAGCAUCAACGAAGGAAACGCGACCACGACUGGCUCUGGCCCUCGAGUGACUUCAUCAACUCGACCACCGUCGAGACGGACUCCGUUGGCGACGGCAUUGCUCAGCUGCUGCAGCAAAAGAUUGUCUACUCGGAGGAUGAGGAGGUGGCCUGCACGGACUUUACCAACGACUUCUACAAGCUGGUCAACAUCCGCUCCAAUUCGUCGCGCAGCCUCUACUCCUACCUCGAGGGCGAGACGGACGACGAGGACGAGGACGACGACGAGGAGGCAGACUCGAGCAUGUCCGAGAGCCAAGCGGCACACACGGCCCGGGCCGCAGCCAGUCCCACGCCCAGCGAGGCAGGACGCGCCCAGCUGACCAGCUGCUCCUCCAGCGAAACGGACGAAAAUUCGAUCAGCCACCCACCGCCGCCGCUGCCGACGGAGUCGCUUCAGGAAAAGGAGGAAGAGCCUGACUAUGCGGUCAUUGACGAGUGCCGGCGACGCGUCAGCGACAUCGAGAUCGAGGACGUGCCGCUGAUUAUGAGCGCCACGCCCUUGCAGCCACUCAAUGAGCAGCAAUGCAUAGCGCAGAUCAUCAAGAGCGAGCUGCGACGACCGCCCCAUGUGCUGGUGAAGUCCAAGUCGGUGCUGGAGGAGCAGGAGCCAAGCUGCAUUCUGCGCCACAAUCAGCGCCGCGAGCUGGAAUCCACCGUGGUGCGCAGCGACAGCAUAAGCUGUGCCCUGAUGGCCAAAAUCUCCAAAGAGGCAACGCCCCCGUCACCAGCAAUCGUGUCCAAGCUAAAGGAGCGAAUGUUGAACCGACAAUUUUCCGCGCCGCCGACAUCGAGCCCCUGGCGCAGGAGCAACGGCUGGAAGCGGGUGACAUCCCCGGUGCAGAUACCAGCGGCUGCGUCCCCAAAGAAGAAGCAGGCCAAGUCGACGGAGCCGCCAAAGAGUUGCCUGCCGAAGGCGGUGCCCACCAGAAUUCCAACGAGCAUCAAUUCAUCGACGUCAUCUAGCUCUUCGGUGUCCUCCUCCUCGCCCUCGCCUUCGUCUCCAUCGCCACAGUCGCCCCAACAGCAGCAGCCAAAACCCUCAGGACAGCAGCAGCGCAAGUCGAAAAUUCCUCCGCCAGUUCCUGUGCGGCGAUCCUAUGCGAGCUAAGUGGCUGCGGCACCGCAGCGAAAUCUCAACUGAAUAAUCGUCAAGCAAACAAAUAUUCAAAGAUUUAAAAGACUAAAUUGUGAUAUAUUCAAACAAACAAAAAAACAAAAACAAAACAAAACACAGAGGAAGAGUGGGAGCGGGAGUGCCAGGAGCAGCCUGUAGCCAGCAGCCAGCAGGCAGCGGGUUUCGUAUGUAAGAAUUACGAGUAUUUAUGUAUUGUAUAUUGUAGAUUUUUGGAAAAUGUUUUACUUUGUAAGCGGCGGCACUGCCAACUGUUCCCUGGAGACGCCCAGGGCUCACCCUGCUCUAUGUGAAGUAUUUUGUAGAGCAUCGCGGUUGCAGCCCCAAGAAUCGGGCUUUAAGUUGUACUAAAAAUAUAUUACAGCAUAUGGACACUUUGUCGCUGGCAAAGGUCCAAUCAAAACUACUACCAAUACUACUAUUAGAUGAACUAAAACCGUAGUCUUCCGCACAAAUCGAGUGUAUUCGCAGUAGGCAUUUGUAGUAUCUGGUUAUCACACUACCAAACCAACAGUUGGACAUUUGCAUUUAAGGGUGAAAUAUAUAUGAUGUGAAAUUGCAAUAUAAAAUGCAUUUAGGUACGUUAUAUACAUACAUAUAUAUAUAUAUAUAUAUAUACUAUAUACACAAGCGUAUGGUUUCUAAGCGAACAUAAAACGACAGCAGUAACAAUAAACCUGUAUAUAACAGAGCGACCCCAAAAGAAGUCGAUUCAAAUCCCUCUUCUAUACGUAUGGUAGUAAGCGUUAGAACUGCUCUGCUCUGCUCCUCAGGCUGCUGCCAUCGACUAAUUAAUAUUAAUAAUCGCAGCAGCCCGCAUCCUAAGUAUAAAUACGUAUAGAUAGAUAUUACACACACAAUAUAUACAUAAAUACAUAGAGAACAGAACGCACUAUAGUACUAUGCUCGGCAGGUCAGAGAAGGUAUCACUUUAAGCUCGUAUAAACAUUAUAAAUGUAUUUUCUUAGCGUAGCAAGUACAAAAAUAAACAAAAAA